Closterium sp. Naga37s-1 is the source of this 1722-nucleotide messenger RNA. The record is from the annotation of a GenBank genome assembly. NCBI's taxonomy places the organism in Eukaryota, Viridiplantae, Streptophyta, Zygnematophyceae, Desmidiales, Closteriaceae.
AUGACAGCCGUCGGAUCGUUCACGAUGCUCAUCGACAGCGGGCACGCGUUCGGAUCCAAGCCCCCGUCGGUGGGCGAUGAUCCGGGUCUCGCGCUCAUUCUGCCCAUCGCCGCGGGGCUACUCUGCGGCUUCGGAUCGCAGGUACAAUUCCCUCCCAUGGGCUUCGGAAACGCAGUUGGGCAGCGGGUGCACGUCUGGCCACGGCGUGUGCGGCUUGCCGCGCUUCUCUCUGCGCAGCGCAGUAGCUAUCGCCACCUUUAUGGCUACAGGCGCCGCUACAUCCAUGACCCUCGGCGCCAUCGCCACAGGCACUACAGCCGCACCAACCAUCCCUCCUGUUGCCCCGUUACUCCUUCCGCCUCUCCCAACCUCCCCGUCUCCAUCCACUUCCCCCCCCUCUCCCCCCACUCCAAUCAGCUCGGCAGCGGGUGCACGUCCGGUCACGGCGUGUGCGGCUUGCCGCGCUUCUCCCUGCGCAGCGCAGUAGCUGUCGCCACCUUCAUGGCUACAGGUGCCGCUACAUCCAUGACCCUUGGCGCCAUCGCCACAGGCACUACAGCCGCGAACCGCCCCCCCGGCGAGCCCAUCCCAGCCACCAACACGUGGCUUCUCGUGCUGGCGGUCUGUGCUACAGCCAUGGGAGCUAUUAUCGCGUACAGAUGCCCGUUCUGUAACGAGUGUCUUGACACUGGUGCUGCUGCUGGUGCUGCUGGUGGGGCUGCUGGGGAGUCUGCAUCGCUUUCCAAGGAUGCUGGCAAGCUGGCCUGCUCCAGUGGGGGCUUUCUGGGAGGGACUGCACCGUUGCCUUUGCCACGGUUCUGGCCUCUUCCACCCCCUCUCAUCCCCCAUUCCACCCCCCUUACAUCCCAUCCCCCAUACAGGUGCAACCCAUACAAGGUGAAGGACUUUCUAGACCCAGUGCACAGGUGCAACCCCUACAAGGUAAAGGACUUUCUAGACCCAGUGCACGGGUGGGACCCCAGUCUCGCCUUCGUGAUGGGCGGUGCCGUGGCAGUCAACGUCGUCACCUUCCGCUUCAUACUCGCGCGCCCCAACCCGCUCUUCGAAUCCAAGUUCUUCGUCCCGUCUCGGAAAGACAUCACCUGGGAGCUUGUGGUCGGCUCAGCAAUCUUUGGCAUGGGUUGGGGUCUAGCUGGAUACUGCCCAGCUCCGGCGUUUGUCAGCCUAUCCACUGGAAACCGCAACCCCAAGGCGUCUAAGGAAGGCGUGAGCAAGCUCGACCUCUACCGCUCUCUCUUCGGCGACCGAAUGCCGGCCAUAUCCGCGCGCAUGGCAUCCGUGUUUGACGAGCUCGGUCUCAAAUACAGCCUGGGUGGACUCACAGGAAACACGAUGGACAGCCAUCGACUGAUCGCCCUGGCAGGGACGAAGGACAGGGAGAAGGGCGGUGAGCCGGCCGGCUUCUCUCUGCAGCACCGGGUGGUGGAGGAGCUGUUUCUGGACUACUUCACUCGGGAGAAGUUCAUCGGCGACAGACAAGUGCUGUUGGCCGCGGCGGAAAGGGCUGGGUUGCAAGGAGCAGCAGAGUGGCUUGACAACCCACAGUCAGGCUUGCAAGAGGUGGAGGCUGAAUUGCAACGCUACCGACCACGGGUCUCAGGCGUCCCACAUUUCAUUAUUGGCGGACAGGAGUUUUCAGGUGCUCAACCCCCUGCUGUUCUGCUGGAAGCUCUGAAAUCUGCAGCAUCUGUUGAUUCUUGA